CUUAGCAAAAACACCGCGUAGCCUACUUUACGCCGAAACUCAUGUAACCGAGGGAGUGUUACGAUCAGAAAAUAGUCUAGUCAAAUUAGUUUAGGGACAAGACUGUUUAUUAAUAAUUUAUUUCACAACCGUAAGAAGGAAAAUGUUAUCGUAAAAAAACAUGUCAAGACCUAGUGUACACCUGCACGUUGAUUGGAUCGUAACUGAAACCUCCCCGGCAGACCCUGACUGGAGUGAUAUCGUUGUGACAAUGGUUGGCAGGGAAGUUACCUUACCCUGUGUUGAUUGGCCUCUCACGGGUUCUGUGAGCAUUAAUUGGAAGAUGAAGUCUCCUAGCGUGGACCACUGGAAACUGGUCCUCUCGGCCAAUGAGAGGCAGCAGUUCUCGGGGGCAGCCUCAAAGGCUUCCAUGCGAUUGGUUGACUCAAACUUUCAGGAAACUGGGGACUUCUCUCUGCUGUUCAUCCCCAAAAUGGAGGACAAGGGUCGCUACUCCUGUCUGAUUAUACAGCAACAGAAGAAACUGAGAGAGAAGAUCAUACUAUUAGCCAUCCUCACAGUCUCUAUCUUUCCUUCAGCCACUCUCCCUCAGCACAGCACACUGCGUCUGAUGGCAGAAGUGUCCCCCGCCUCCGCCGUUUCCGAGGUAACCUGGCUGUCCCCUGGUGGGAAGCCCCUACGAUUGGCAAGGAGGUCAGGGGGGGGUGUUGCCAAGCUGCCCCAGAUACGCCUCACUGACCAGGGGGUAUACAUCUGCCAGGUGUACCCAAGGGGUAACAGCAGCUCCCCUAUGUUCCCCUUCACUGUGGACCUCCGCGUGGAUGGUAUGAAUGUGGCCUCGUUCACCAAUAUAAGCCAUAGUGCUCAGAUCUCUAUGGCCAGUCUCACCCAGACCCCUCUCACCCUCGCCUGCCCUCCGAUGCGGGGCGACUAUGUCCUGCUCUAUUGGAAGCCCCCAGACAGCAGAAACAUCAACACCACAACCCUGGUCUACGAGUACGACCGCUGGAGGGACCGCACAGAGCAGAGCAAGACUCAUGCCCAGCUGAGCCUGGACGGGCCAUUGUCUACCCCAAAAGAGGGUUUCUUCUCCUUCCUGCUGAGCCCGGGGCUGAAUGACGGAGGCCUCUACAUGUGUGAGGUCUUCCUCAAUGACAACGUGUUCAGCCAGAGGACCCUGCUUAGCAUCCUCCAAGUGAAAGCCAGACAUUCUCCAUCAGCCCUGGUCCUGACGUGUCAGUAUGCAGAGCGCUCCCAGGUGAAGCGGGUGGUGUGGAGCCACCAGAACCAGAGUCGCACGCUGAAGUGGAGCUCCUCUGGCCCGGGUCACCUCAGCACCGAGGUCCCCCUGUCCCCCACCCAGGACACGGCUGGGAACUACACCUGCACCAUGCUACUGCGGAACGGACAGGCGGUCAAGGCUGUUUACACCGUCAAACUGCCCCCGAAAGUCCUUCAGUGCUGGAUGUGUGCCCACUCCAUCCUCAUCUCGUUAUCUCCAGAGCCCUGUUGUGAGCUAACCAAUCAGCCCAGAAAUGGAAUAGACAACACAGAGAGCACUACUUCUAUCUCUCCUCCUCACCCAGAGAGCAACAGUGCCUCGCUCCUUCCCUUCCUCUCUGCUUCAUUGCUCCUGGUGCCCCUGAUUGCCACAGUUGCUGGUGUGUUGCUAUGGAGACAGAAAGACAUUUCUCGCCGCGGUAUUGAACAGUCUCUCUCCCACUACUCCGGGGAAGUGGAAAAUAUCUAUGAGAAUCCUGAGGAUGUCAGACAGACUUCCCCCCAGGGUUCAGUGUACAUGGACCUGAAGCCCAGAGUGGAGGAUGAUGUCUACGAGAAAUUGGAUCGAUACAAAUCAUGCAGCCUUCUGGAGACCUCCACAUCUUAGGAUUUAUCAGCAAAAGAUUGAAGCAAUAUUAUCUCACCUCUGUUCAGUAUAUGGACAUUUACAGUGCCUUGACUUUUUUCACAUUUUUGUGUGUUACAGCCUAAAUGGAUUACGUUGAGAUUUUAUGUCACUAGCCAACACACAAUACCUGAUCAUGUCAAAGUGGAAUUAUGUUUUUUGACAUUUUUACAAAUUCAUAGAAAAUGUCAAGCUGAAAUGUCUUAAGUCAAUAAGUAUUCAACCCCUUUGUUAUGUCAAGCCUAAAUAAGUUCAGGAGUAAAAAUUUGCUUAACAAGUCA
Messenger RNA from Oncorhynchus masou masou (cherry salmon), 2187 nucleotides. RefSeq lists its product as uncharacterized. Gene Ontology annotation, cellular component: membrane raft; external side of plasma membrane. NCBI's taxonomy places the organism in Eukaryota, Metazoa, Chordata, Actinopteri, Salmoniformes, Salmonidae. Gene Ontology annotation, molecular function: protein tyrosine kinase binding; MHC class II protein binding. Bases 161 to 1888 code for a protein of 575 amino acids. The record is from RefSeq and is a predicted model, not a curated record. The transcript is spliced from 14 exons. Gene Ontology annotation, biological process: interleukin-15-mediated signaling pathway; T cell activation; positive regulation of ERK1 and ERK2 cascade.